AUAAGACAUACAGGUUACCACAUGUAGUCAGAAAACAUUGGUUCAGAGAACAAGUUGGAACUCACAACAAGGACCAAGGACUAGAAACAAGACGUUAGUACCUACUAUCUACUAUCUACAAACUACAAAACAGCCAACUACAAACCUAUUCAUCCAGAUCUAACUACAAAGACAAUAUGGAAUUUGAGUCAAACUGCAGUCUAAUGAAGAACACCUCUGCCAGUGUAGCAUGGAGCUCCAAACUGCCUCAGGGUCUGGAUGUGGAGAUAUCCCAUCACCCCAUCACCCUGCGCUGUGUGGCCAACCUCAUCAUCGCCAUGGAGAGGCUAAAUGGUGGCAAGGGGUUUGCCCUGGGAAGAGAUGAGAGCCUGUUAAAUUUCUUGCUAGAGAGCGCAGUGGAAGUGUUGGAGUUGGAGUCGGAGCGCACUGAAGCCAGCAGCAGAGCUGCGUUCAGCAGUAAAGGAGAGUAUGAGUGUAGUGUCACUGACUCUGAGAAUAAGUGCUGGGUGCUCAACGAAGGGUCUAUGGAGCUGCAUGCUAUGAUGCUGCAGGGAGGCAGCAGCUACCAUAAAGUGCAUUUGAACCUGUCUACGUACAUCACGCCUGUCCCCAGUGAGACUAAAGCAAGACCUGUAGCCCUGGGCAUCAAGGGAUCCAACCUCUACCUAUCCUGCAUCACAUCAGAAGGCACGCCCACCCUGCACCUAGAGGAGGUGGCAGACAAGGAGCAGCUGAAGUCCAUCAACCAUGAGAGCGACAUGGUGCGCUUCCUCUUCUACAAACAGGACACCGGAGUUGACAUCAGUACCCUGGAGUCUGCCCAUUACAGGAACUGGUUCAUCAGCACGGCCCUACAGCAGGACAACACCAAGAUGGUGAACAUGUGCCAGAGUGCAACUCCCAACCGCUUCACCACAUUCACUGUCCAGCGCCACAACUAAGGUGGGUGCCGAAACGGACACCACAGAUCUCUCAUAGAGAUCCUAUAUAAUUCAAUGUUAUUUUUUAUUUUUGUUGAACCUUUAUUUAACUAGGCAAUAGAGAUUCUAUAUGUGAUUCUAUAGGACCUUUGUGGUCAGGGCUGGAUUGUCACUGUCUGUACGUCUAAAGAUUAGGUGUAUGUUUGUAAGACACAAUAAUUUCUUCAGGUUGUAUGUAUGUGUGUGUGUGUGUGUGUGUGUGUGUGUGUGUGUGUGUGUGUGUGUGUGUGUGUGUGUGUGUGUGUGUGUGUGUGUACUACUAGAGCAAUUCACCAUUGUGGUGUAUUGACUUGGUCAAAUUUUACCACAAGAUGGCGCCGUUGAGUCAGAUUGUGGCAAGCGCCCAUGAUAUUUAUUAUACCGUAUUUAUUGCUGAAAGCCAAAAUGAACGUAUUGCUUACUGUAAUUACAUUUCUACUAAUCAUAAUAUUGAUCUACUAUUUAUUCAUGUAUUUAUAUUUCAGUGAUUAUACUUAUUUAUUAUUGUAUUUAUUUGUCAAUAUGUUGAUGUUGCACUUAUUCAUUGAUGCAUGCAAACAUUUGAAUUGUCCUACAUAUGUGCUCUUUUGAAUAAAUAUUCAAAUGGAAAUUGA
Oncorhynchus tshawytscha (Chinook salmon) is the source of this 1573-nucleotide messenger RNA. RefSeq names its product interleukin-1 beta-like. Lineage: Eukaryota; Metazoa; Chordata; Actinopteri; Salmoniformes; Salmonidae. The record is from RefSeq and is a predicted model, not a curated record. Gene Ontology annotation, biological process: cytokine-mediated signaling pathway; neutrophil activation; regulation of non-canonical NF-kappaB signal transduction. Bases 177 to 941 code for a protein of 254 amino acids. The transcript is spliced from 6 exons. Gene Ontology annotation, molecular function: cytokine activity.